AUGGAUCUCCCACAAGAACAGCUCCAAUUUCUCCACAUAGGAAACAUCUUAGAUGAGACAAUAAAAAUAACUGCAAAAUCACCUAAAACAUUCUUGCUCGUAGCCCUAACCCUAAUUCUCCCCCUUUCCCUAGCCAUAUUGUGCAAUUCCAUUUUCACAUUUCCCCUAUUUCUGCUAAUUGAUAUAUCCCACCCCAUAAAAUUCCUCUUCAUAUACGAAAUCUAUCAUAUAAUUCUCAUCGUACUCGCAAUCCUCUCCACAUCUGCUGUUGUUUUCAUCUCAGCUUCCAUUUACACUUCCAAGCCCGUCUCUUUCUUAUCCACAAUGUCCGCUAUUCCAAACUUGUUCUCACGUCUCUUUAAGACCUUCCUAUGUAUUUCUUUACUAAUGUCUGUUUACAACCUGCUAAUUCUCCUUGUUAUUAAUCUUGUCACGUUCCCCGAAUCCUCCGAUAAAAUCUUUAUCAACUUACUCUUUAUCUUCUUCAUAUUCGCUAUAGCACUGGCACUUGUUCAUGUUCAAGUUUACAUUACUGCAUUGUGUUUUAUGGCUAGUGCGGUUUCUGUUCUUGAACCUGUUAAUGGGUUUUCUGCAUUUAAGAAAAGUUACCGGCUUUUGAAGGGAAAAACAAUGAUGGUUUUCUUUUUGACAUAUUUUUAUGUGCUUCCUUCUGUUGGUAUGAAUAUGGUUUCUGGAAUUGUGGUGUUUGCUGAUGUGGGAGAUCCAGUCAGUUUGGUGUUUAGGAUUGUUUCUGGUGGAUUUUUGGUUGCUUUCUUUGUGCUUUUGAAUUUGGGUGGUUUAGUGACGAUAAGUGUGCUUUAUUAUGUUUGCAAGAGUUAUCAUUGUGAAACAAUUGAUAAGACUGCACUUUUUGAUCAUCUUGAAGGAUAUCUUGGGGAAUAUGUGCCUUUGAUGAGUACUAGUAAUAGUAGUAGUACCAUUCAAAUGGAGAUUGUGAAUCUAUAG
Impatiens glandulifera is the source of this 966-nucleotide messenger RNA. RefSeq lists its product as uncharacterized. Bases 1 to 966 code for a protein of 321 amino acids. The record is from RefSeq and is a predicted model, not a curated record. The transcript has a single exon. NCBI's taxonomy places the organism in Eukaryota, Viridiplantae, Streptophyta, Magnoliopsida, Ericales, Balsaminaceae.